UACGUAGCUUUCAAAAAACAGUGGGCAAAAAAUACCUAGCUGGAUAACCUACUGCUUGUGUCCAGGAUUCUGAAAGGGCUUCUGACUUGGUGCAACCAUGAGUGGGGGAGUGAAUGUGAAGAGUCUUCCACGAGCUCAGCCGGGCUCCGGCAUCCCUCUGCACAGGACUAGACUCCCCUCCCCAAAACCUGAGUCCAAGAGCACCAGCAGUGGCCUUCUGAGACCAUCCACACAUGACCCCAUUAGCAACAGAACCUCCUGUAGCGGCAGCCCUACAGCUGUCUCCUCCAGAGACGUGCUUAGGGACACCACCCUCAGAAAUCAGCAUCUGCUACUAAGAGGCAGUCCACCUAGUCAACGUGCUUCCACUAGUCCUCAAAAACAGACCCAAGACUCUAGAUCAGCCCACAGCAGUCCACAAGUUCGACGGAAAGAGUCCCCAUUUUCGAGGGGUACUAUGGAUGGGUCCAAGACCGAGAGUUUGCUUGACCUUCGGUACAAUGGCAACAAGAACUUCCAGAGUGGAACCUUUCGUUCUCAGAUAGGACGAAUGGACAACGAUAACAGUUUGAUCUCAGAAGAACUCAAAUGCCACGAGGAGAGCGUUGCUUCUGGAAGCAGUCAAAACAAGACGGGAAUCCCUUCAUUCAGAUUUAGUAACAAAAACUUGAGGCCUGGUCCAGCGACCACUAAUGUAGAUAUGGGUCUCCUCAGAGUCCGUAGAGAGAGAGUGUCCCUGCAGAUCAGUGCCUCCAGUAGUUUUUCAGAUGAGGAGAUGUGCACUCCAGAUGACCUCAGUCCCGAGGUCCCACAGAAGCCACCCGCCGAGACUACUGCAGUCCCGAAACAGGAAACUUCUAGUGUUGAGAUGCUCAAAGCCAAACAGUUACCAAAGGUCAACAUGGCUGCUGUGGCACCUUUCAGAUACAGAAUGCAGAUUCAGGAAGACAUAUCUCUGGAUGACUUCAGCGACUGUUCCUCUGACUCGAUAGAAGUCUGGUGUGAUGACCUCAAUACUGGAGGAAUGCUUGGGGGUAGCCCAAGAGGACAAGGAGUAGAUCUCGAGACUGAAGCUGACAAAACGUCCAAAGCCAAGACCCACCAGGGCCAGGCGGGAGCCAACGGAGUUGGGGGCAUGGCUGCGAAAAGGGGCAAGUCAGGGCUCCCACAGGCUACUCCUCGGGCUGAGCUAAAGGUCUACCGAGCGGGAAACUCAGAGGGUCGUCUUCCAGUGCCUAGUAACCUGCGCAAGCAAAAGUCAUUGACCAAUUUAUGUGUGCUUACGGACGCCGAGAAGAAGAUGCACCUGUACCAGCCCAAGUGGUCGGAUGACAUCGAAAAGCCAGGGGCAGGUCAGAACAAGUCCGGCAAGCUCAAAGAUGCCGGAGUGGGUACAGGCAAGAGUAUCCCACUUUCCAAGAACCUUUCCAAGUCAGAGCAUUCACUGUUUCAGGGAAAGCCAAAACCCUUUAACCCACCUUCCAAACUGGGCAAACCCAGUCGGAUACCAAAGGGUCCUUACGCUGAGGUCAAACCCAUCAGCAAGGCUCAAGAGCUGGCAGAUGACGGCAAGUCAGAUGAUGAGAUCUUGUCCAGCAAGGCUAAAGCUAAUGGCAAGAAAACUUUAAGUGGCACCUCUGGGGCAGCCACCCCAGGAGGGGGCGGAGGGGGCAAAGAUGCACCAGAACCAGAGGAAGGGGACAAGACCUUCCUAAAGGUGGACCCUGAACUGGUUGUAACGGUACUUGGGGACCUGGAGCAGCUUCUCUUCAGUCAGAUGUUGGAGACUUCAAACAGUCAAAACAUGUUAUCGGAGAAGCACUAACUGUUUUGAUCCUGAGUCCCAGAGGAAACGUACCGUUCAGAAUGUCCUCGACCUCCGGCAGA
Messenger RNA from Sinocyclocheilus grahami, 1887 nucleotides. RefSeq lists its product as uncharacterized. NCBI's taxonomy places the organism in Eukaryota, Metazoa, Chordata, Actinopteri, Cypriniformes, Cyprinidae. The coding region runs from base 98 to 1825 and encodes 575 amino acids. The record is from RefSeq and is a predicted model, not a curated record. The transcript is spliced from 6 exons.